CCACGUUCCCACGGGGUGUCACCCUCUGCUCCCGGGGGAUUUGUCGCUCUCUGCCCUAGGAGUGGAGGUCGCUGCGUGUCCCUGGGCUGUCCCUGCCUGUGGCAGACACAGACCCCCUGCCUUUGAGAGGGGUGUCUCUGCUCCGGGGGUGCGGGAUCCUGCCCGCCGCUGUCCCCGCUGCCUGCGGGGAUUGCAGGUUUCUGCCUCUGCCCAGAGCUCUCUCCCUGCCCGGCGGUGCUCCCACCCUAACCCAGGAGCUGGAGGGCUCUCAUGUCCCACCUCCCUCGUGUCCUGUUCGUUCCAGCACUGCCUUCUGUCCCCGGGGUCGGGGUGUCCCUGGCCCUGGGCUUGGAGGAUCCCAAACAGCCCCGGGAGUGUCCCCGGCAGCCACAGCGGGAUCCCUGCCCCGGGUGCUCCGGGCAGAGAUCCCCACAGGGGUCGCUGCCGAUGGGGACGCUUUGCCCUUGAAGGAGGGGAUGGGGGACGUGGGCAAGGUGUUCCGGGUGGAGGUGCUGUGCAAUGGCCGGCGGCACACGGUGACCAAGCGCUACAGCGAGUUCCAGGCACUGCACAAGCAGAUCAAGAAGACCUGCAAGGUGCCCGACUUCCCCCCACGCCAUGUCCCCAACUGGAUGCCCAAAGCGCUGGAGCAGCGCCGGCAGGGCCUGGAGGUUUACCUGCAGGGUGUGCUGUACCACAAUGAGGAGCUGCCCCAGGACAUCCUGGACUUCCUGAAGGUGCGGCGGUGCCAGCAGAGCCCCAAGGCCAGCAGCCCCCCCAGCACCAGACUCCUGCCCUCCCAGCGCCCCAUUGUUGGCUUCUGCUCGGAUCCCUACGUGCGGCCACACGGCCCAGAGCUGCUCCCCAACACGGUCCUCAGCGGGGUCCUGCAGGGCCUCUACCUCCCCCUGAGCUGUGUCCCCGGCCAGGCAGCAACCCCAGCCUCUGGAAUGAUGAGUUCCACCCAGCACCCAGGGAUGCAGUGAUGAGAGAAAGGAUCCUUGUGGUGAAACUCACUCCUCCCUGCUGGGAGAAGCCGAAGGGAUGUUGGGAACUGCUCUCCCACCACCAUGCAAAGUGCCUUUGUUGGCAGAAGAGGAGCUCUGCCUUCCCCCUACUGUUCUGGGCUUGCAGAAUGAACCUUUGGAUGCUGAAUGGUGCUGGAAAACCUCUCUGCAUCCAGGCUUUGGUGCAAUAAAUCUCCUGGAUUUGACUGA
This is a messenger RNA of Haemorhous mexicanus (house finch), 1217 nucleotides long. RefSeq names its product sorting nexin 22 (gene SNX22). The transcript is spliced from 6 exons. The record is from RefSeq and is a predicted model, not a curated record. Lineage: Eukaryota; Metazoa; Chordata; Aves; Passeriformes; Fringillidae. The coding region runs from base 477 to 986 and encodes 169 amino acids. Gene Ontology annotation, molecular function: phosphatidylinositol phosphate binding.